AUGAAGCUUUGGGAGGCAUUGGGAGAUGCUUCGCAGAGUAGACAUGUGCUGAGCCCAGUUCCAGUCAACGAGAUAACGAAAAACUCAAAAUGUGAGGACUACGAGGAUCGCCAGAUGAAUGAACUUCCCAAACCUAAGCGGGACACUGAUACAAUAGAGAGCGAUUCGGAAAAUCGAAAAAAGACCGUCGAGAAAGCAAGUCCAAAGCAGACGAAGAAGAGAACUUUUACUCGUCCCUCGGGGCAAAAGAAAGAACAAGAGAGAAUAAGAUCAAAGUGUCAGCUUGGUGAGAACAAUGCCAAGAAGUACUUGUCCUCUUCUAGACCGGAGCCCAAAGAAAAAUCUGAACAGAAGAACAUUUUUGCAUUUGACGACUGUGAAAAGCGAAUAGAAGGUUCAGAUUUUGCUGCCAAUGGCUGUUUACCAGCAUCUGCUCAGAAGAAAAUUAAUAUAAAAGGUUCGAGAGGAGAACUGCGGAAGAUAUCAUUCCCUAGCAGAUCAGACUCUAGGAAGAGCUUGCGCAGCGACAAGAGUUUGCAGACCACUGACAAAAAACAAGUGGCGCCACCUCCAACAAAUGAAGAAAACCGAAGUACAGCGCUAGAAAACCGAAAAAUUCACCGUGAGGUCAAAGAGAACAGUUCGCGACAGGCAAAUUCAUUCUCAGUAAAGUUUGUCCAUCUUUCAGCAAGUUCUCAUGCAGGAAACGUAAGCAAUUCAUCACUGAUGAGUGGGUCCGAAACACGAAAAUUUGACACUCCAUCGCCAGCGAGGGAACCUAAAGGAUCACAGGGCAGGCCUUUUCCGAUCGAUGGAUAUCCGCCCGAAAAAGUUGGCAGUCAAUCGUUGACGAGAGAAACAAAACCAUUGGAUCAAGCCGUCAGCCCGACAUUUGCGGUAAGUAUGACUCCUCCAUUUCAAAAAAGAGAAUCGAUGGAAGGUGGGUACCUCAGUCCUACAUUAUCGGAGAUGAAUUCAGCCAGUAGCUCCAAAUCUCCGCUGACCACCCCAAAGGCAUGUUCUUCCAGAUCAGAUUCACAGCAGCAAGAGUCCUUGGUAAUCUUAUGCUUCUAUUUUUCACUCGUCGAAGGUUCAUUAUGGGUAUUUUUUUUCAGUGGUAUAAAUCUUCCGGUGAUUGUUUGCUCAGGACGGUGCCAGAGCUCUUCAGCCGUCGCCAAACGGAGAGUCACAGGGUCUGAGAGAUGAUAUAUUAGAGGAGUGUUUUUCUCCAUCUCAGGUGCGGCGGCUGUCAGGCGAAGGCUUUAUGGCAGACGAGUCUGCCCGCAAAGGUUAGGAAACACUUUUCGUCUUCCUCAUGCCAUGUUGGUUUUAGGUUGACAAAACAUGUUUCUUUCGCCACCGCACAUAAUACGUCAUAACCCUUACUCUGUCUGAAAGAAAGGUAGAGGCAUAUGAAGGUCAUGUGUUGAGACUGGCGAACGAUCCCUGACUGAAAACAUGCGAAGGAGAAGGUCAAUUAUGUUGUUGAAACUUUGGAUUAUGCUUCCCUCGGCCGAAAGUUUUCCUUUUUCCUAGUGGCGCUUCCUGCCCGUGAAUAACAAGAGAUUCUAAUGUUUUUUGUGUUCAUUUUUAGGUAUGCAAUUCCUCACAUAGACAACAAGCGUAGGGCAUUCCACAUUUUAGCUCGGAUUCUGAUCCUUUAGGUUAUCUCCGGGCUUUCCGGAAGUUGAAAACAGACACGAAAUCCUCCGAAAUGAAAGAGAAAGCGAGGGCGUAUAAUCUUGGUACCAACCCAGAGCUGUAUAGGACACUCUUAGUGCUUCCUAAUGUUGGUAGUCGACUCGUCUGACACAGCAUUCCGCAGUGUUCCCGCAUUUAUUUUUGAGAUUUCACCGUUUUUCACUGAUAGCUGAAACAGGUUUAAGAAGUAAUAUUCUCUUGUACAUUGCUUCAGACGCUGUUAGCGUUUCCAUUAUUCGCAUGAAUGCCGCAUUAAAAAUUCGACAAGGUGGACACCAGCUUCAUUGUUUCUUUCUUCCUUUUCGAUGGUCCUACGCUCCCUCCGUUUUUAACCUCCCCGUUAGGGUGGUAGCUACAGCACGCUUUGGUAGGGUCCUAUAGUAAGGCCAAUGUAGGCGCCAAAUCAUAGCUGACCAUUUUAAGAACUCGGUAGGACGGGCCCGAAGAAGAUCCAAGAAACUGAAAUGCUAAUUCUCGAUGCAGGCGCUGUCUCUUCUGCGGAAGUGGUGUAUUUUAAUCCAUUUCCGCGUGUGUUGUUCCUCGGUUGAUUUUCUUAUUCAUGAUGAUUCCUUUUACUAGAUCGAUAAGGGAUGAUGUGGACCGAACAAGCUUGUAUUGCACAAUUAUCUCACGAUGUUUAUUAAAACGUGCACGCUUCAUGCCUGUUUUGCUCAUAUUUUAUGCGUGCCACUUUGCCCACUUAAAUAUAUAGAAGUUACCGACUACAUUCAUCUUCUCAGAAGAAUCUUUUCGAUUUCACUAGCGCAAUUGAAUGCGACUGGAGAAAGGGAAAUCUGCAUGCACUUGCUUCCUCGGUGUCGAAGAGGGGCUGAGCCAAAUACACCUUCCUUCUUCUUCAUUUUUUGUUAAUAAACCAUGCACACAGGUUUCAGACAAGCCCAUGGAUGGUGUUCCAGAGCAAGCAGCCCCAGUGAGUCUCCGCUGCCUCUCCAUCGCAGCAAGAGGCUCCGCAGCCUCGAGGAGACGGGAGGAGCCCACCAGCCCGAACCAUCGUCAACGCUUCCCUUCGACGUCUCCAGUAAUUUGACCGAAACUUGUUACUCCACGUUUCUUGACAUCUCCAUACUCUGUAAGCUUGAUCUUUCCCGCUGACCAUCCUCAGCCGUUCCGAUUCCUCAGGAAGUGGGGAGACCAUCAGCUCCUCCCCCGGCUUUCUGAACGUGUCUCCCGAUGACAACCUGGGCAGGUCGCUGACCGAUCUCUGCUUCUGUUCCCUCCGCCGCCGGGACUAUUUUGACCCCACCUUACCUGUCGUCUCCCCAGGGCCAUUGGUCAACUGGCACUCGUCCUGGACAGGUUCAAAGGCAAGAUAAGAUCGUAUACAUCCAAGAAAGGCUCCGAGAUCCUCUCCGCCGCCAGGGAAGGCGUUCGGCUGCGGCUGCGGGAGGUCGAGAACCUGAUUCAGGCGGACGCGUAAGCUUUCUCCCUUUGCAUCUACAUGCAGACACCACGGUCCUCUGCGUUCCAUACGAACCCGGGGGAAGUUGACCAUCUCCCCCGCUGCCCUCCCUACCUGCAGAGAGAAGCUCGCCAGCCACGGCAAGUCCAAGAGGAAGCGACUUGAGUCAACGUUCCUGGGUCUGUGUUUCUUUCCAGUCACACUUCGAAACAUGUGGCGUUCACUUGACUGAAAGCUCUCCUUUUUUUUUUUUUCCCUUUUUUGCUGGUUUUUCUGCAUCUUCCACAGAGCAACAGGAGAAGCUGAAAGUGGUGUACGUUCGGUUCAGGGAGGAGGUCGACCGGCACCUGGUCGACUGCCGGGGCAGCCUGGAGGACCUGGAAGCGUACGAGGAGGAGCUCAAAGGGAAUAUCGACCGCCAGAGUACGCCUCUUUCUCUCUCUCUCUCUCUCUCUCUCUUCCUCUUCUUCCUCCUCUUCUUCACCAUCCUCCUCCCUUCGGCCAUCAUGGCCACCCAUCAGAGGGCCACUACCUGUUCGACUGCGUGCUCCAUAAACGAUGGGGAUGGGGAUGGGGAUGAUGGGGACGGAGAUGGGGACGGAGAUAGGGAUGGGGAUGGAUGUUCACCCCCCUUGCUCCGACCGUCCUGGAGGCAGUAGAUUUGGGCACCACGUGUCGACACACGGCGGGGAACCGAUGCUCCUCCCUGUCCGAAGAUGUCGGGGUGAUGGGGAUGCGGCCAGUGGGCAGGCCAGGCCUCGGUAGAUCCGAUCCCCCCCGCGCCGUGAAUGCCCCACAUAGAGGUGAGGAGCCCCGAGGUGUAGAGAGAGAAUGACUGACCAUGUCGGAGACAGCCAUCCGUCACCGGUAAGAGUGAAAUGGCCCGUCUGUACCUUUGAGAGCCGGCUCAUGAGAUGUCGGUGGUUGUUCUUCGAGCUGCUGAUGGGCUCCUCUGCUAAUAGGCUCCGCUUUGUUUCUCUCUCUAAACUCUGAGUCUUGGGCAGAGUCUGCGCAUAGAAAGCUUGUACUUCAACUGGAGGAGGCCAUGGAGGCCCAGCUUGCGGACGCUGAAGCCAGGGUCGCCGCCAUCCAAAAGGCUCGUCCUCUCUCUCUCUCUCUCUCUCGCGAUUUCCCUGAAGACGACCAUGAUGUUUGGGGGUGCCUUCUCUUGCUGGCUGCAGGCAGCGAGGAAGAGGAUGAACGGUCUGAAGGGCGCUCUGAGGGAGUGGUUGACUGACGACGGCGCGUCAAACUAA
Messenger RNA from Spirodela intermedia, 4377 nucleotides. NCBI's taxonomy places the organism in Eukaryota, Viridiplantae, Streptophyta, Magnoliopsida, Alismatales, Araceae. The record is from the annotation of a GenBank genome assembly.